Molecule: messenger RNA, 1650 nt
Organism: Ananas comosus (pineapple)
Lineage: Eukaryota; Viridiplantae; Streptophyta; Magnoliopsida; Poales; Bromeliaceae
Product: transcription factor PCL1-like
Exons: 1
Coding region: 470-1429 (319 amino acids)
Biological process (GO): regulation of DNA-templated transcription
Cellular component (GO): nucleus
Molecular function (GO): DNA binding; DNA-binding transcription factor activity
Source: RefSeq, a predicted model, not a curated record
CGGCAACUCUCUCGUUUUCACCGACGAGAUCUUCGUGAAAAAGCAUCUUGACCCCACCGCCUUUAUGGUUGUUCUAGGAGAGUAAAUCGCGACCGCCCAAAUGAUCCGCGCCAAUCUUGGAGAAAUAUCUCGAGUCCUCCGAUAUCCGAAAGGCCCUCAAAUGACGCAGAAAUUGCGAAAGACCCCAAAAAGCGACCAAGCGAAGCAAGGCCGAAUCAAAAAUAUCGGGGUAACCGGUCCACGUGUACACCCGUGGCACCCCGAUUUGCACUUUUGGACCCUCCCCUCUCAUUAUUUUAAUUAAUAAAUAAAUAUCCCAAAAAGUUCCCCUCCAAAUAUCUAACGCAUCUUCGCGGCCACCGCCUCCACCACCGCCUCUCCGGACCCCGACCGAAAUGAAACCCAAACCCUAUUCCUCCGCUCGAAUGGCGCCCUGAUACCCUAGAUCCUUCGCUUUAGAGGUGUUGCAAUGAGCGAAGAAGCCGAAGACGGGGACUUCGACAUGGCCGCCACCAACGGAGGCGCGGAGGAGGCGGAGGAGGAGGGGAGGGUGCUCGAGUGGGAGACGGGGCUCCCGAGCGGCGACGAGCUGGUCCCGCUCUCGCAGCUGCUGGUCCCGCCGGAGCUCGCCGUCGCCUUCCGGAUCCCGCUGGAGCCUGCGCAAACCCUACUCGACGUCGACCGCUUCUCCCGUCAGACCCUCGACAACAUCCGCCGCAUCUCCUCCUCCUCCCCCUCCUCGCUCCGAUCCUUCCACCCCUUACCUUCUCUUCCGGCCAUCAUCGCCGGCGAUGACGACGAAGGCCCCGCCGCCGCCGAAUCGUCGCGCAAGACGCGGCGGAUCGAAGGUUCCACCUCCUCCGCCGCCGCCGCCAACGCCGCGGCCGCGGCCGCGGCGGAGGAGGCCGAUUUCUCGGCCGCGCUUCGGCCGGAGAACUCCUCGGGGGCGCAGAAGCGUCCCCGCCUCGUGUGGACCCCGCAGCUGCACAAGCGGUUCGUGGACGUGGUGGCCCACGUGGGGAUCAAGAACGCCGUGCCGAAGACCAUCAUGCAGCUCAUGAACGUCGAGGGCCUGACGCGCGAGAACGUCGCUAGCCACCUGCAGAAGUACCGCCUCUACCUGAAGCGAAUGCAGGGCUUGUCGGACGAGGGCCCGUCCCCGUCCGACCCCCUCUUCGCCUCCGCCCCCGUCCCCCCGAACCUGCGCGAGCAGCCCGUGCCCGUGCCCGUGCCGAUGCAUGUGCCCUAUGCCGUGGUGCCCGUGCCGGCCUUUGGCAUGACCCAUCCCUAUGGGCACGGCGGCCCGAUGGGGAUGGGGAUGGGGAUGGGGAUGGGGAUGGUGCCCAUAGGUAACCAUCAGGGAGCUGCGGCGACUAAUGGGUUUGGUCCGAUUGUUACGUAUCCUCAUGUUAACCCUAGUGAUAAAUAAAACAAAAAGGGAAAAUUUCCGCUUUGCCGACGGUGUUUGUAAUACAUGUCGAAUAAUUACCAUGGUACUCUUGUAUGUUGUGACUAAUUUUUGUCGGCUGUUCAUUUAUCUCCUAACCUGAUAUAGUUUUGCUUUUAAGGGCAAAUGGUUUGCUACUCUGCUUUAGCUGCUUAGCCAUGUUGAUUUUGAACUCAUUUGAUACAUCUUAUUCCAUUGCGGUA